GCCGACAUCAUCACCAGAGACCUCGCCCGCCCGACUCCACGGCCUCCCUCCGCAACCCGCUCCUCAGCCCGCCAAUGCGCCGUCGCCCGCCGCAAUGAACGCGCCUAAGAACCUGCUCCUGCGCAGCCUGCGAGCGGCCCGGCCCGUCGCCCGGUGCGCCCGCGUCGCCCGGCCCGCGCCGCCGCGAAGGCCCUUCACCACCUCGUCAGCCCGCUGCAAUAAGGACCCUGGACCGCCGGCUGAAGACCCCAACUUCGUGUCCAUCCUCGAGACUCCUCCGCAGAUCGUCCGCGCCGGCAAGCGCCAUGGCCCCGGGCUCAUCAUCCUCGCCAUCAUCCCCAUCACCGCCUUCAUCCUCGGCUCAUGGCAGGUCCAACGCCUGGGCUGGAAGUCGGAGCUGAUCGCCAAGUUCGAGGACCGCCUCGUGCGCGACCCGCUGCCGCUGCCGCCGACCAUCGACCCGGACGCCGUCAAGGACUUCGACUUCCGCCGCGUCUACGCAACCGGCCACUUCCGCCACGACCAGGAGAUGCUCGUCGGCCCGCGCAUGCGUGACGGCACCGACGGCUUCAUGGUCGUCACGCCGCUCGAGCGCAAGGGCGGCUCCACGAUUCUCGUCAACCGCGGCUGGAUCGACAAGAAGCACCGGAAUCGCCGCUCGCGACCCGACGGCCUCCCCACCGGUGAAGUCACUGUCGAGGGGCUGCUGCGUGAGCCCUGGAAGAAGAACAUGUUUACUCCGGAAAACAGGCCAGAGAGGGGCGACUUCUUUUUCCCCGACGUCAAGCAGAUGGCUGAGCUGACGGGCAGCCAGCCUGUCUGGGUCGAGGCAACUAUGGAACCCGAGUUCAUGCAGAUGGUCGACUAUGAGGCACGCGGUAUUCCCUAUGGGCGAGCCGCUGAGGUGAACCUCCGCAACAACCAUGCCCAGUACAUCUUCACGUGGUAUGGCCUAUGUGCGGCCACCUCUAUCAUGUUGUUCAUGGUGGUCAAGAAACCCUCGUCAGACAUUGCACGUCGUGUGGCCCGCUCCAAGGGUUUCUAGGCUGGAAACAACCACCCUAUUCAUGUCCAUGUAAAAACUCAUGUAACCUCUGUAACUUCCUCUUCGUCGUCUUCCCGCGCCCGCUUUGCACGACGCUGCUUAGUAGGUUGCGGAACGGGCAUCCUCAGCUCCUGGAG
Molecule: messenger RNA, 1182 nt
Organism: Ilyonectria robusta
Lineage: Eukaryota; Fungi; Ascomycota; Sordariomycetes; Hypocreales; Nectriaceae
Product: SURF1 family-domain-containing protein
Exons: 4
Coding region: 95-1045 (316 amino acids)
Biological process (GO): mitochondrial respiratory chain complex IV assembly
Cellular component (GO): membrane; mitochondrion
Source: RefSeq, a predicted model, not a curated record